CUAAUUUACAAAACAAACAACAAAACAUUUCCCAAAACUUCAACACGCAACUCUAGCUUCGUCGAAGGGUAGCGAACAGCUGAACAAUGGUGGAACGAAUUCUGGAGGAAAACGCUUCUGACGCGAAUUCAGGCUCUAAUACCGAGAUGACUCGCUAUAGUAGCGAGGAUAUUUCCGGCAAUGAGUCGAAUGAAGCAACUAAAAUGACGGAAACCGAAAGACAAGCUGAUUUCAAUCGGCACAAGGAAGAAAUGAAAAGGAAACGUCGAAAAAAGAAAAGGACAAGUUCUUCAUUGCAUUCUUCAACUUUUCAAGAACUGUACAAAUUGACAGGAGAAAUUCUUGGCGAAGGUGCAUAUGCAUCAGUACAAACCUGUGUAAAUAUUUACACUGAUUUAGAGUAUGCUGUGAAAAUUAUUGACAAGAUACCUGGGCAUGCACGUGCAAGAGUUUUUCGUGAGGUAGAAACUUUCCAUCAUUGUCAAGGUCACCCUGGCAUUCUUCAGUUGAUUGAAUUUUUCGAGGACGACGAAAAAUUUUAUUUAGUAUUUGAAAAAAUAAAUGGAGGACCUCUUUUAACUCGCAUACAAGAGCAUAUUUGUUUUUCCGAGCAUGAGGCCGCUCAGAUUAUCAAAGAAAUAGCCUCUGGCUUGGAUUUUUUACAUAAGAAGGGUAUCGCUCAUAGAGAUCUUAAGCCAGAAAAUAUACUGUGUGUAUUUCCGGAUAAAUUAUGUCCAAUAAAAAUAUGUGAUUUUGAUUUGGGUUCUGGAAUUAAGUUCACCACGGAUAUAUCAUCGCCGGCAGCAACACCAUUACUACUAACACCGGUGGGAAGUGCUGAAUUCAUGGCACCAGAGGUUGUUGAUCUGUUUGUUGGUGAAGCAAACUAUUAUGAUAAGCGAUGCGAUUUAUGGUCUCUUGGAGUCAUUGCUUAUAUCUUAUUAUGUGGCUAUCCACCAUUUUCUGGUAAUUGUGGACAAGACUGUGGCUGGAAUCGUGGUGAAAAUUGUCGUACCUGCCAGGAAUUGCUAUUUGAAUCAAUUCAAGAAGGUAGAUUCAGUUUCCCCGAACAAGAAUGGGCUGAAGUGAGUCAAGAGGCUAAAGAUUUGAUAAAAGGUUUGUUAGUGAAGGAAGCUCCAAAACGGUUGAGUGCUGAAGCAGUUUUAAAUCAUCCAUGGAUUAAAAUGGCUGAGGAGGAACCGGCUAAUAGUGUUAAAAUGGAAAGUCGUCGAAAAGCAUUGAAAACACCUGGUAAUAUUCGACGCAAUCAAUCGGCACGUGAACUAUCACAGUUUGCCGAAUCCGCAAUGGCUGUGAAACGUGUUAUCUUACAACAUUUUUCGAUGCGUUACGAUUAUAUGACAAAGGAACGUCCAAACAUAUAUCAACCAUCGCGUACUGAUUAUGCAUCUGCUGUGAACAGUCAUCACAAUAACAUACAAUCACGUUACAGUAUCUACGGAAAGAGUAGCAACAUUGUAGGUAACAAGAGCAGUUACAGUAGCAGCAAUUACAAGAGCAGCAGCCGUAGCAAUAACAGUAACGAUUACGAUAAUCAUAUGCAGCGAGAGAAUGUUGGUAAUAUUGUUGAUGAUUGUACCGACCUACUACAAAAUACAAAACAAAAUAAACAAUGUGAUAUAAAACAAAGUGAUGCAAAAAGCGACAGUGUGCAGCAGGAACUGGAAAUUUGCCAUCAAGAAAAGAAGGAGGAUUGUGAGAAGUCUGUGGAGGCGGAGGAAUCUGCUGUAGUAGCAACUACAACUUCACCUUCAAUUUCAAACGCUACUAAUUCUAAUUGUAAUACUGACGCAAUAACAAAGUCUUCUCCUAGUGCUAACGUUAAGAUACCGCCCCCAACAACUACAAUCCCUGAUAAUGAAUUAAAUUCUGAUUGCACGAAAUCUUCAUCAUCUUCGGCUAGCGAAAACCCUAGUUCCUCUCCCACGUUUAAAACUCCAUCUACCGUUGCUAGCCUUCGUAGUAAGAAUGGAAACAGUCAUGCUGACGAUGAUUCCGAUAUUGAUGACGAUUUCGACGACUAUUUUAAGAAGAAAGAUUUGUCAGCCGCGAAGUUCGCGAUGACAAAGAAAACGCGAGAUAAUCCGAUCACGCUAUUGAAUAGUAUUACGGAGUUGAAGGAGAAAUUACCGCACGAAACGAACGAUGAUGGGCAUUGUUCAGGUGACAGUAGUGGUAGUGGUCAGAGCAGUGGUCGCAGCAGUGGCAGCAGUGGAAACAAGAACGUAGCCUUCGACUGGAGGCAGCCACAGCGAAAGUCACCUAUUGACAACGAUUGUAAAGUGGCCGCGGCGAAGCCCUACUCUAAUCGAAAGAAAUUCGUCGAAAACGAUGACGACUCUGAAAACGAUAGUGAUAAAAUGUCAUCACCGAAACAUCAUCCUCGUCCCUCCUUCCCGAAAUAUCGCAAUCCGGCAAACAAUAUCAAUCCCCGAAAUGUAUAUGGAAACUUCGGGAUGGGUUGCCCAAAUAGUCGUUACCGCCCCGAGGAUAAUUGGCGUUAUCGUCGCAGCAGUAACAGUCAUCCGACGGGCUUCCGUAACCAUCGUAACAUGUACAACGGGGGCGGUAACAAUCAGCAGCAGCAACAGAUGAUGAUGAUGGGACGUGUCAAUAAUUUUGGUCCGACUCGUAACUAUUUCGCAAGUCAUAACAGCGACACAACUUCGAAGUACAAUGUAGGUGAACGGGGUGGAGGUCACUACGGCGGCAACUACCAUUCUAACUAUCAUCGUACGAACGGUAACCAUGUGAACGGAGAUACCGAGCGUAGAGGAGGAGUUAUUAAUGGCAGUAAUGCCUCUCCAGGCGGAGCGGGCGUAACAUAUAAUAAUGGUGGGCGCAAUGGUGGCAUCGAAAUCUACAACUGGCGAAACGAUUGUAUCUACUCGUCAGCACGCAAUUGUGGUUUUGCUGCUGUCAAUGCACCAUCAAACACAGGACAUCAUAAUUCCCCAAUCGGCGGUAAAAAUCGUCAAGGAUCAGGUGAAUAUGAUGAAAAUGGUUGUACGUUGGGCAUUGGGCUCUCACCGCCCAGUGAAAGUCUACUAAUGCAACGACGAAUGCGCAUGACGGCCAAUCGGAAUCCGGCAAUCGAUUUGCGCAGUCCACCGGCAACUGCAAGUGGUUAAUUCGAUGCAACAUACAACUAACGAUUUCUGAAGCAGCUCCGCCUACAAAAAACACUUUUUUGAAAACAAAAACAAAAAAAAACAUUUAAAAUAGAGGAGGAAGUUAGACGUGUAUAAGCUCAGCGGAGAAGUAGAAAUAGAAGAAAAGUCGAUAAGAAGUGUGAAGUUUAUCAUGCAUACAGCUAUAUUAUAUAUACUUCCGAUUCAGAUGUUUAUCAUUUAUAUAAUUUUUUUUUUAUUUCUUAUCGUUUUCUUUUUUACAUGAGAAAGUAUCUUUGUGAAAGAAGAAAAUGGAAAAUAGAAGAUGAAGAAGAUGCAACAAAAGUCAUAAACAUUUCCUACAUUUAUAAUACUAUUAUAGAUCUUUUUUAUAAUUGUUUAUACAUUUAUUAUCAAACAAUCCUUUUUCUCAAUUGUCCUUGUUGUAGAGAAGAAAAUACAAGAAACCUCAAUACAUAUUGUGUUUCGAGUCGGUCUGAGGUAUUCCUUGAUUCAAUGGUUUACUUUUAUGUUUUCACUCUCAAUACAGAUACAGAUACCUGGAGACUCAAUUUCAAUCUAUGUCCAUCAUUUUGCUAUCUCAAUCCAGCAUGAAAAACAAAACAAUGGAACGAUGAAGAAGCAAACGUUAAAACCACAUUUAUUUGCAAAUAAAGUCUUAAAAAAAAUUAUAAAAAAAUUAAAAUAAAUUCUUUCUUCCUUUUUGUCCAAACAAACGAAACGAAGAUUGUUGAAAAAUCUAAAAAUAAAAAAAAUAAAUGAGAAUAAGAUUUGAUAAGAAGCAUAUAUAUUUUUGUAUUUAUGAAAGCAAAGUGAGAAGCACUAAAAGUGAAGAGUGAAAUGAUGAAAAUCAAUUUGAAAAUUUCUUACAUCUCCUCCUUUUUAAAUAAUUGCUAUUAAUAUUAUGGUACCGUUACUACUUUGAUCACGAUUAUAUCGUUUGUUUGUUUUGCAAGUUUGUUCGGCCGACAGAUGAUCUGUAAACCUUGUGCCACUACCACCGUUUCGAUUAUUAUGUAUUUGUAAUGUUUUCCAUAAGUUUUAAGAGAUAUUCUCUUUGGGUGUAGAGAUCAUGUCGGCAAAAAAAUUUGAACAAGUCCUCGAGCGUCAGUUACAGCGAUCCUAUCAUUAUGGCCAUAUUACAUUGUAUUUAGUAAAGUAAACGUAGUGACUCAUAGUUCAAAAUUUUUACUUAGCUUGAUUAUUCGAUAUUUUUAAUUUAGUCGAUUCUUUCCUUGGUUUAACUCGAAUUUAGGCUUCAAUUAGACUCAAAUUCAAUUUGAAACGGUUCGAAUCAAUUUGCUGGAUGAUGUGAAAAUAUAGAGCCGUGUUUAACGAAUGUAUCUUAAAAGGCCAGUGAGAAUCGAAUUAGGACUAAUUUAGAUCAACCGAUUUCGGUAGGCAAAACUUAAGCAAAAAUCUAGUAACAAUUUUUGAUUUUGUUUUUAAUAUCAAAUAUUUAUUCCGGCUGUAACUGAUGCUUCAGCGACCGUGUAUCUACACAAUAAUAUUAUUGUUCCAUUCAGACUGAGAUUUAUUAGAAUUAGAGAGUAUAUGAUGUAUUUUUUUAUAUAGUAUGUACUGUACAGUGUUAUAUUUUCUACUGCAUACAAACGCGAACAUACACUCAUGUAAACGACACUACAGAGUAAUUGAAAAUGAAUCAAUCAUGUACUACUUUCUUGAAAAGAAAUUUAAAUGAUUUUUGUAAAAAUGAAACCUUGACUCCAGUUAUCAAGUUGAUUUUUUUUAUACAUGCUUUACUUAGUUUUUCGUCCUGUACUGGUUGUUGCUAUCCAGCCAACCUUACUAUUACUAACAAUUUAGAACUUAUUUGUCUUUUUCAUUAAAAGUUGAAAAAUCAAAAUUUAAAAUUUUCCAAAAAUUUUUUUAACUUUGAUCUAUGGAAGAGAAAGAGAUUGCAAUGCAAAAAAAAUAAAUGGAAUGUACGGUACACGCCUAAA
Molecule: messenger RNA, 5116 nt
Organism: Hermetia illucens (black soldier fly)
Lineage: Eukaryota; Metazoa; Arthropoda; Insecta; Diptera; Stratiomyidae
Gene: Lk6
Product: probable serine/threonine-protein kinase fhkD
Exons: 9
Coding region: 87-3152 (1021 amino acids)
Biological process (GO): intracellular signal transduction; peptidyl-serine phosphorylation; protein autophosphorylation
Cellular component (GO): nucleus; cytoplasm
Molecular function (GO): calmodulin binding; calcium/calmodulin-dependent protein kinase activity; ATP binding
Source: RefSeq, a predicted model, not a curated record